AUGGUGUAUGGACACCUCUUUGAGGACUCGUAUGUCAAGCUAGAGGCGAAGCAAAACGAAGACGGCGAUCCCGCCCACCAUCCCAGGGAAUGCUCGAUCAAACCCAAGAGCUAUAUCUCUUACAGCUAUCUGAUGAAUUCCGAGUGCUACAUUGCCGACGCUGCGACCACCGACACUGCGGCUGCUAAGAUUGCGGCUGCUAACACUGCGAUGAGGCUUGAGCUAGCUCAGGCAUGGUACGAAGCGACAACUUUCUGGACCACAGAUCCCAGCACCAUCGCUUCCUCCCUCUCUCGGUUCAAAUGGAGUGCUGGUCUAGAGAAGAAGCCAAUUGAUUUGAUCAAGCACGUCGAAAUCUGGAUACCUGUUGAACAUGACCGGGACACUGCUAAGGAGGCCACUAUCUUGGAGCGAUUCGAGUCUCUGUUCCAGCUCAACAAGCAAACGAUCAUUACGAUAGCUCUACAAGACCUCUGUUCAUUCAUGGUCUUCUCCAACACCGGUAACGGCACAAACAUUAAUGGCCUGGAAGACUACGCGGAGCGGGUAGAAUACUUACUUGAACCGUUGGCGAGCCUUAGAGGUGCGGGGUAUAAAGUCAUAAUUCGAGCAGAGCAGGGCUUGAACUUCGUAGUUGAGCCCGACGAGACUAAUCUGGAAGAGUGGACCAAGAAAAUCCGUGCGGCUAUUAUCGAGGAGUUUCCAAACCGAAGACCCUGGGCUUCGUAG
This is a messenger RNA of Alternaria incomplexa, 729 nucleotides long. RefSeq lists its product as uncharacterized. The coding region runs from base 1 to 729 and encodes 242 amino acids. The record is from RefSeq and is a predicted model, not a curated record. NCBI's taxonomy places the organism in Eukaryota, Fungi, Ascomycota, Dothideomycetes, Pleosporales, Pleosporaceae. The transcript has a single exon.